GUCCCAGACAAGGCUUAAACACUUGUCCGCUCCGCCAAGCCUCAGCCGGCGAAGAAGAAGAAGAAGCAACCGUCACGAUUGCUCCGCCCAUCCUCUCUCUUUCUAAAAGGCUGUGUGAUCUGUUUCUUGUUGUUCAAUGAUGGGGUCAUACUUGGACUUCAAGAACUUUGUGGAGAUACCACAGCCAGAAGGUAAUGGAGGGAAGCCAGCCAGUCUUUUCCCUUUGGCUCGACAAUCUUCGAUAUACUCCUUGACAUUUGAUGAGCUCCAGACUACAUUUAGCGGACUUGGGAAGGAUUUCGGGUCUAUGAAUAUGGAGGAUCUGUUGAAGAGCAUUUGGACUGCCGAGGAAUCUCAACCCUUCCAGGCAUGUUGUGUUGGUGCAGGAGAUAAUGGUAGUGUCCCUGGUGGGAACUUGCAGAGACAAGGCUCUCUAACGCUGCUCAGGACGCUCAGUCAGAAAACUGUGGAUGAAGUGUGGAAAGACUUUCAGAAAGACAGUGGUGCCACCAAAGAUUGUGGCUAUGGUGGAUCAAGCUUUGGCCAAAGACAAUCUACUUUGGGGGAAAUGACACUGGAAGAGUUUUUGUUCAAAGCAGGGGUUGUAAGAGAAGAAAUGGUUCCAAAUAGUGUUGGAUUUGGCAGCAGUGUGACUCAGCUGAAUAGUAUGGGAUUUCAAGAAAUCACAGAUAAUAACAGUGCUGCCAUUCCUGGUGCAUCAUCUAAUUCAAGGCUUAGUGCAGGAGCCACCAGAUCUACCCAGCAACAACCUUUGCAGCAUCAUCAACAGCUUCAGCUUCACCAACCACUUUUUCCUAAACAGACAACCUUGACCUUUGCCUCUCCAAUGCAACUAGGAAACAAUGCUCAGCAGGCUAGCUCAGGAGCAAGGCGGCGUCCUGCUCUUGGAAUGCCAAGUCCUCCACAUAACACUAAUCCUGUUCAGGGAGAACUUAUCCAUGGCAGUGCGAAUAGCAUGGCAGGAUUACGCCAAAAUGGGGCUGCAGGAGGAGGAGGAGGAGGAUCCCCUGGAAUUCCAUUGUCUUCAGAUGUGGCUCUUAAUAGUAAUCUGGGCAUGUCAUCCCUAUCCCCUACGCCUUAUGCAUUUAACGAAGGCGGGAGAGGAAGGAGAGCAUGUAACUCUAUCGAAAAGGUGGUGGAGCGGAGGCGUAGGAGAAUGAUUAAGAACAGAGAGUCUGCUGCAAGAUCGCGAGCCAGGAAGCAGGCCUAUACCAUAGAGUUGGAAGCGGAAGUAGAAAAGCUUAAAGAAAUCAACCAAGAAUUGAUGAAAAAACAGGCUGAAUUUCUGGAGAAGCGGAAAAAUCAGAUGAGGGAGAAAAUGUUUGUGCCAUGGGAAAGUAAACCAAGAUGCUUGAAGAGGACGCUUACUGGGCCUUGGUAAUAGAGUGGAAUGGAAUGGAUGCACAAAUUUAAGAUUUGUGCAAAGUCAGUCUCUAAUUAGAUUAGGAGGUUUGAACAAUGUUCUUCAUGUAUAAAAUUGUUGUGAUCUGAAUUUCAGAUCUUCUUCUUCCCGUUAUAGCUAGCUAGCUAGCAUUGUGCAUAUAUAUCUGAGACUGCCAUUUCUGUAAAUUAUGGACAAUGAUUUUUUUAAA
This is a messenger RNA of Ipomoea triloba (trilobed morning glory), 1613 nucleotides long. RefSeq names its product ABSCISIC ACID-INSENSITIVE 5-like protein 7. The record is from RefSeq and is a predicted model, not a curated record. Gene Ontology annotation, biological process: positive regulation of DNA-templated transcription. The transcript is spliced from 5 exons. Gene Ontology annotation, cellular component: nucleus. Gene Ontology annotation, molecular function: DNA-binding transcription factor activity. NCBI's taxonomy places the organism in Eukaryota, Viridiplantae, Streptophyta, Magnoliopsida, Solanales, Convolvulaceae. The coding region runs from base 137 to 1402 and encodes 421 amino acids.